Molecule: messenger RNA, 1498 nt
Organism: Poecilia reticulata (guppy)
Lineage: Eukaryota; Metazoa; Chordata; Actinopteri; Cyprinodontiformes; Poeciliidae
Product: ras-related C3 botulinum toxin substrate 1-like
Biological process (GO): small GTPase-mediated signal transduction
Molecular function (GO): GTPase activity; GTP binding
Source: RefSeq, a predicted model, not a curated record
UUUCCAAAAGACAACACCUGAGCAAGAUUCCAGAGAUAAAUCAGGGUGUUGUUCCUGGUACUGGAGAGGAAGUCCAAUAAUUGGUGCUGCAGUCUCUCGUCCUGAAGCAGAGCAUGGAUGAGUCUCUCCAGAAGCUUUUCCUCCGGUUGCUUCGCGUUUAGGACAACAGAUUCCUGUUCAUCCUCCUUUUGUCCAGGCGACCUGCUCGCUGUGUCUGAUGCAAAAUUCCAUUAAGUGUGUGGUGGUGGGGGAUGGGGCUGUGGGUAAAACAUGUCUGCUCAUCAGCUACACCACCAAUGCCUUCCCAGGAGAAUACAUCCCCACAGUAUUUGAUAAUUAUUCUGCCAGUAUGCUACUGGAUGGGAAACCAGUGUCCCUGGGUCUGUGGGACACAGCAGGACAGGAGGACUACGACAGACUCAGACCUCUGUCCUACCCUCAGACGGAUGUGUUCCUGGUCUGCUUUUCAGUGGUCAGUCCAGCUUCUUAUGAAAACGUCCGUACCAAGUGGAGUGUGGAGCUGAAGCACCACUGCCCCAACACCCCCAUGAUCCUGGUGGGCACCAAGUCUGACCUGAGGGACGACAAGGACAUGAUUGAAAAGCUGAAGGAGAAGGACCUCUGUCCCGUCACCUACCCCGAGGGUUUGGCCUUGACCAAGGAAAUAGGUGCGAUGAAAUACCUGGAGUGCUCGGCUCUGACGCAGCGCGGCCUCAAGACCGUGUUUGACGAAGCCGUCAGGGUGGUGAUGUGUUCUGUGACCGCUCCCAACCAGAAGGUCAAGAAGAAGUGCGAUGUGCUCCUGCUUUGCUUUUCCCUCACCAGUCCAUCAUCUUUUGAAAAUGUGCGGAGCAAGUGGACCGGAGAGGUCAGAGAUCACUGCCCCGGAGUGCCAGUCGUCCUGGUGGGCACCAUGUUGGACCUCAGAGACGACAAAGACAGGAUAGAAAAGCUGAAAAAGGAGCAUCUCUCUCCCAUCACCUAUGACCAGGGCCUGGCCAUGGCUGAAGAAAUAGGUGCGGUGACAUACCUGGAGUGUUCGGCUCUGACUGAGCACGGCCUUCAGGCUGUGAUUGAGGAAACCGCCAGGGUGGGCCUGAACGCCAAACCCGCUAAAAAACCGGAGCCAAGCUGCAGCCUGUCAUAAUGCAGAUGAUUCCUUUUAUAUGUUCAUGAUUUUAAAAACAGGGAUGUUGUCGCUGAGGCCAGCAGAGCGGAUUAAUGACAGCGGACGUUCUGGAACUCCUGAAGUGAAGUGGAGAGAAAUUUUAAACCACCUGUGCUUUAUGUUUACUAAAGAUUCUUUUAUUCCAUCCAUUGACCUACAGUCACUUUUUUAUGAAAUGAAAGUAUCAUAGUGACUGUGGAUGUGUGGCAAAGCAACAUAGGCAGCCUUACUUUACGCUCACUAUUUACUGAACAUUAAUAAAGUUACCAUGACAGCGUAUUAGCACUGAUAAAAUAUGUCAAAUAAAAAUUAAAUCAAGUCGUAGCAUUA